Messenger RNA from Closterium sp. Naga37s-1, 3804 nucleotides. The record is from the annotation of a GenBank genome assembly. NCBI's taxonomy places the organism in Eukaryota, Viridiplantae, Streptophyta, Zygnematophyceae, Desmidiales, Closteriaceae.
AUGGAAGUGACUAUAACGAAAAUGGAGCUGAUAACGGAGCUGAUGCUCACUCCUGCGGAGGCCUACGAACGGCUCAAGGGCAUAAUCACGGAGGUCAACAACAUCAUCCACGCAUUCCGCUCCGAGAAAUACAUGUCCCACGUGGACUCCCUCUCCCUGUCAGCUGGCGCCACGUCAGCAGGCCAUCCAGCUGACGCCGACGGGGAAGCAAGCGGGGGAGGAGCAGGAGAAGGGCAAGGGAGGGGGGUGGGGGAGGGGGAGGGGGAGGAGGAGGAGGAUGAGGAGGAUGUUUUUUCCCCGGACAAGGGGAAUGUGGCAUUGGCAAGUGCGGUGGAUGGGUACUAUAUUCCCAAGACCAAGAAAAUUCUGAAAAAGAAAGCAGCGCAGGCGGCAGUGGGCGGCGCAUCUUCGUCUGCCGCCGCCCGGCUGCGGCCGAUGUUUGUCCAGUUUGUGCUGGAGCCCGUGUGGCAGAUCUACGAGGCUGCCGCCCAGGGAAGCAACAGUAACAACAGCAGCAACAGCGGCAGUGACAGUAGCAAUGCAGACAAAUCCAAUCCGAUUCUCGAGAAGAUCAUAUCUUCGCUGGGUCUGUCUGUGCCGCCCAAAGAUCUCCAGCACAAGGAUCCUCGCACAGUCGCCCAAUCAGUGAUCGCCAGGUGGCUGCCUCUCGCGCCCUGCAUUCUCUCCAUGGUGGUGGACUGCCUUCCCGACCCUGUCGCUGCCCAGAAAGACAGGCUCGGGUGCUACCUGCCGAACCGGCCCGCCGUACCAGCUUUGUUAGACAGGUCUGGGGAAGCGGGAGCGGGAGUGGAGGAGGGAGGGGAGGAGUCGGUGUUGCGCCAGGUGGCGGCGGUUGAUAGGGCGGUGGAGAUGUGUGAUUCGAGCGAAGAGGCCCCGUGUGUGGUGUUUGUGUCUAAGAUGUUUGCUGUGCCAUAUGAAAUGUUGCCUAGGGAGGAGCAGAGAGCAGAAGAGGAAGCAGCUGCUGCAGCAGCAGCAGCAGGAGGGGGAGGAGGAGCAGGAGGAGGAGGAGGGGGAGGAGGGGGAGGAGCAGGGGGGGGAGGAGUGGGGUCAGGAGGAGAUGUAGCUUCAGUGGACGAUUUAGGAGUGUCCGUGCGAGAUCGCGACUUCUUUUUCGCGUUUGCCCGUGUCUUCUGCGGGCGGCUGCGGGCGGGGCAGCGCGUCUUUGUCCUUUCCUCUCUGUACGACCCGUGCCGCCCGGCGACGUGGGCGCGGCACAGACAAGAGGCGCAAGUGGGCGCACUGUUCAUGAUGAUGGGGCAGGGGCUGCAGCCAAUCAGCAGCGUGCCAGCUGGCAGCUGUGUGGCCAUCAAGGGAUUGGAGGCGUGCAUAUUGAAGAGUGCAACAGUGUCGUCUACCCCCUACUGCCAAGCAUUCGCGUCUAUGGUGUUCCAGGCCGCCCCCAUUGUACGAGUGGCCAUCGAGCCAGAGGACCCUCGCCACCUCCCCCUCCUCGCCCGGGGCCUCCGUCUAUUAAACCGUGCCGAUCCCUUUGUCGAAGUGGUGCUGGUUCGCUCCGGAGAGCACGUGGUGGGGGCGGCGGGGGAGGUGCAUCUGGAGCGAUGCAUCAAGGACCUGCAGGAGCGGUUUGCACGCAUCAAGCUCGUCGUAUCCAAGCCCAUUGUCUCCUUCCGGGAAACAAUUGUGCACACGGGAUAUGCGACGGGAUCUGCUGGGUCUGAACAUGCGUCGGUGUUUCCUACCACGGUGCUUACGGUUACCACCACCCCGGGACUGCCUCCGAGCCUCACGUCGGUGUUUGGUGGUUCUGGUGGUGGUGCUGGUGGUGCUGGGGUUGAUGGGAUGAGCAGCAGCGGGAACUCAGCGUCCCCCUUAUUAGCAGCUUCGUUAUCACCACUAGCAGCGCUGGCAGCGAAUUCGGCCUUCUCGAGUGCGUCUGCUACUUCUGGAGCAGCCAUUCCAUUGGGAUUCGGCCUUGGUUACGCUCUUGCGGUUACCACUACAGCCACCGGUUCUGCUGGUGGCAGUGCCAGUAACAGCAUUGGUGGUGGCGGUGCUGGCUCUGUUAAUAACCCUUCUCAUCCCCCAUCAGCAGGAGGGGGAGGGGCGGCAGCAGGAGCAGGUUUACCUGGGGGAGGUGCUUUCUGGACGGAGCUCUGGGCGGCAAACGGGCGGUGCCGGUGGAGGAGGGAGGGGGGGUGGGUGGCAGAGGCAGGGUUUUUGAGUCGACUCAAAAGUCGCUUGUGGAAGAGGGACGGGGGGUGGGUGGCGGAGGAAGGGGAGGGGGAGGAGGAGGAGGAGGAGGAGGAGGAGGAGGAGGAGGAGGAGGAGGAGGAGGAGGAGGAGGAGGAGGAGGAGGAGGAGGAGGAGGAGGAGGAGGAGGAGGAGGAGGAGGGGAAGGAGAAGGAGAAACGGCAGCAACGUCUCCUAGAAGCACUAGAGGACGCAGAUCCGGAUGAGGGCUUGGACGCAUCUGGGGGAGGCUCAUCUGCCGCCUCUGCUUCUGCCGCCGCUGCGUUGUCUUCUUCUGCAGCGAACCAGCCAAUGGGAGCGGAAGCGAAACGGGCGGCAGUGGCGGAUUUCCGGGCGGCAUGGAGGAGCAAACUUGAGAGAAUCUGGUCACUAGGGCCGAGACACGUCGGCCAAAACCUGCUGCUUGCUCCCAUUCCUGUGAAUCCGAGUGGGAAUAGUACAGAUAAUUCUAGUGGGAACAGUGCUGGUCAUUCUAUUUCAGGCGUUUCUGGAAGCCUGCCAGCUGGCGGUGUGGUUGUUCCUGGGCUGCCGGAAGCUUCCUGGAAGCUGGGGCUGGCGAGCACGGGUGCAGCGCAGGGUGGUGCGGAAGGGAUGGGGAAAGAGGUGGGAGGGUUGAGUGGAGAGGUUAGUGAAGCAGAUGGGGAGGAGCAAGAGGGGCGAGUGAAGCAGGAGGAGAGGGAGAGUGGUGCUGUUGUUGGUGAUGCUUCUGUUAGUCACUCGAUUGCGUUAGAGCAUGAAGAGACGCUGCGGAACGAAGCGGCUGGUGAGACGUCUCAAGAGGAGCAUGAUGACGUGGCACUGCGGCACGAAGCCGAGGGAUUGGCUGGGUCGGUGGUGAGUGGCUUUCAGCUCGCCACGUCAGCAGGCCCUCUGUGCGAGGAGCCCCUGGCAGCAGUAGCAGCCAACUCCCCUCGGCUGGUGGAAGCCAUGUUCCUGUGCGAAGUCACCACCACCACUGAGGCACUAGGGGCCGUGUAUGCGGUGCUGGGGAGGAGGAGAGCGGCGGUGGUGAGGGAGGAGAUGAAUGAAGGCUCAGGGAUGUUCACCGUACACGCGCACCUACCCAUGGCAGAGUCGUUUGGGUUUGCAGAGGAGUUGAGAGGGAGAACGUCCGGUGCUGCCAGCCCCCAGCUGGCGAUGAGCCAUUGGUCGAUGGUCCCAGAUGAUCCCUUCUUUGUGCCGCGGACAGAGGAGGAGAGGGAGGAGUAUGGAGACUCGGGGGUGGGGCUGGGGGUGAACGUGGCUCGUAGGCUGGUGGACGGGGUGAGGAGGAGGAAAGGAUUGCCUGUGGAGGAGAAGGAUGUUGAGAAGGCCACCAAACAGCGGACUCUAGCUCGCAAGGCUGGUGGAUGGAGUGAGGAGGAGGAAAGGGCUUCCUGUGGAAGAGAAGGUCGUAGAGAAGGCCAGAAAACAACGGACUCUGGCAAGGAAGGUGUGAUUGGACUUCCACUGUGGCGCAGGGAAAGAGAGGGAAGGCUGGUAAAACGGGGUGAGGAUGAGAAAAAACUACAUGUGGAGGAGAAAGUUGUUGAGAAGGCCACGAAGCAACGCACACUGGCAAGGAAGGUGUGA